GACUCUUGGAGAGGUAGUACCAUGCAAUCUUAUUUGACGUCGAACGGUGCCGAGAACUGGGGGAACUGGGGAGAGGGCGACGAUGAUCUCACCUUGAGCACAAUCGCUACGAGAGAGCUCAAACUCGGGGUUUGGGCACAGGGAUGGAAGGUAGACUGCCAGCCAGUUUACCAACGAACAAGCUGAUGUGGAAAACCAGUGGGCUGUUCCUUGGGUGCGGUCGGGGUCGUGCUCGGACUUCGGGAACAGCGGCCAGGAAUUCAAAUGUCCCUCAAAGUCCACCAACAGAUGCUGAAGUUGACCGAGCGGACGCGGAGCUGCUCUCGAUGGAAUUCGGACGCGAGGAAAUGCAGCUUCGAACAACGCUGGCACUUCUUCAGAUAUUUCACGCACAUACCUCCUUCCAACUAUUGGCUUUAGAAUACCUGCUUCUCCCACCCAGUGAGAGAUCGAAUAAUACGAUUAAUCCUGUACCGAAAGAUAUUCUGGUGCUUGAACUUGGACUAUUCAGCUCAAUUGACGAAAGAUACUGUAUCUAGAGUGGUUGUUAUCGGAGUAUGGUGGGUGGUACAACGCUUCUGAACAAACGAAGCUGGGAUUUUUUGGGUGCUGUAUUUAGAUACGGAUGUUGACGCAUUGGACGCUGGCAAUUAUAUACCAAAACAAC
This is a messenger RNA of Lentinula edodes (shiitake mushroom), 667 nucleotides long. RefSeq lists its product as uncharacterized. The transcript has a single exon. The record is from RefSeq and is a predicted model, not a curated record. NCBI's taxonomy places the organism in Eukaryota, Fungi, Basidiomycota, Agaricomycetes, Agaricales, Omphalotaceae. The coding region runs from base 144 to 539 and encodes 131 amino acids.